Messenger RNA from Coccomyxa subellipsoidea C-169, 2868 nucleotides. RefSeq lists its product as hypothetical. Bases 1 to 2868 code for a protein of 955 amino acids. The record is from RefSeq and is a predicted model, not a curated record. NCBI's taxonomy places the organism in Eukaryota, Viridiplantae, Chlorophyta, Trebouxiophyceae, Coccomyxaceae. The transcript is spliced from 22 exons. Gene Ontology annotation, cellular component: plasma membrane.
AUGCAGCUUCCAGGGACCCCAAAGGAGAAUGCGCCCAGGGUGCACAAUGGGCAUGGGACACCUGACUUGGAAGGGGACAUCUGGUCUCUAUGGGACAGCCUCGACGGCAUGGGCUGGGCCGCAAAUGCAGAACAAGACCCCAUUCUGCAGCUCCUGCCCUGGAGCCCUCCCCUGGGCAUCUCAGCAGUGCCCUCAGAGCUAGAUCUAGCCAACGCAGUCCUCACCCCGGGCCACACCCCAAGCCCAGCCUCAAAGCUCCAGGCCAGCCUUCAGAACAACGCCUCUGCAGACCAGACUCCUGCCACACCGCCGGUGCAACCCCGGGCUCCUAGCGAUCAUGGUCAGGCGCAGCCUACAGCUGCUGUCAGCUCAAGAGUGAACGCCUCAGGACCGCCAUCCUGGGCUGAAGAGGGCUCCAUGGGCGGCGCUCAGCGCGCAGCCGCCAACUGGGCCGCGCCGGUUGCAGGGCCGGCCCGGCCAGUGCCGGCCGCGCCCGCGCCGGCUCUGCCGCGGCUGCAGCCGCCCCCGGCCGCGGCCAGCAAGCCGCCGCGCAAGGACUCCACACAGCGCAAGAAGGCGAAGGUGGCGGCAGCAGGGUUGAGUGCGGGGUGUCUGCGCGAGCGCAAGGCGGCCCUGGAGCGAGAGCUUGUGGACUUGCUCAACCGCCACUCCGAGCUCAGCACCAACCUUCCCUGGCACAUGCAGCAUGAGGAGGUGGGCUUCAUGGCGUCCAUAGCCAGCUGCAUGGGCCCUGCAGCAGGCAGGCAGGCUCCUCCGGUCCAGUCAGCUGAUCCCCCGCCCUCACCAAACCUGCUCCAAGACCUCAUGCUGGUGUGUGUCCCCAUCUACACCCCACCCCUCAGCCCUGCCAAGGGCAUCAAGGAUGGACCUGAGCCGUGCGCAACAAUUGACGAGCUCUACAAAGCGGCCGGCCUCGGUGUGCCUGGCCCCGUAACGGGGAUCAAUCCGCCUUCAGGGCCUCAGGAGCAGGACGCCAGUCAGGAGCCGGCCGGCAAAGAGGCUGUACUGUGGAGCUCAAUUCUGACCUUUCUGAGGCUGUCCAAGGCUCAGAAGGACGCCCUGGCAGCUGCCUACAGCGCCCACCUGCUGCAAGUGGCAGCCCUGCGCAACGAGUGCUACAGCAUCGCUAACAAGCUGCAGAUGAUGCCCCGGGGGGAGGAGGGCCUGCUGGAGCCAAAGCUGGCAACCCACCUGGUGUGCGGCCAGCUCAGCGGCGUUGCGGUGCAUGCAGACCACCUCAUGCGCAGCCUCUCUGACGCUUGCAGCGAGGUGCUGAAUGAGGUGCAGCUGAACAAUCUGCGCGCGCUCGCACCGGCCGGGCCGGCCUCCUUCCUGUCGCUGUGCCAGGAGAUCACGGCCUGCCACAAGGCAGGCACCACCCCCUCUGCCAAGACUGCCACCGCCGCUGCCGCCAAACCGGCCAAGCCUCCCGUCAAGCAAACCAAGGCCGGCAAACGGGCCACAUACAGCCUCAAUGACACGGUCUGUGCGCCUGCGCCGAUCGCCAUCGGAGACGCGCCGGGCUCUGCUGACAUCAUCGCUGACAUUCUUGCGGCGGCGGCUGUCACAUCAGCACCAGGGAACGCCCCUGCGCAGCCCCAGCAGCCAUGCUUCGCCGGGGCGGACGCGGCAGUGACAAUCACUCUGUCUGCACCCGCACUCAAGAGAACGAAACGCAAGGGCGCUGACUUGUGCAACAAACAGUGGUGGGAUGCAACACUGUGCGUGGCCUGCACAAGCAUCGGGCAGAUCAUUCUGAGCUACCCCUACCAGAUGGCUUCCACUGGCAUCAUCGCUGGUGUGACUUUGAAGGUGGGCACAGACAUCAUAGCCAUCUACACACUGUGGCUGCUAGUCAUCCUAUUCCAGCAUCGCAAGCAGAGAAUGAUCUUCAUCGUCAUAUCUGUGCUAGGCACCGGCAUUGUCCAGAUUGUGGCAUCAUCCAGCAGCCAGUACGCGGUCAACAAAGAGUUCAACAAGAGGACGUGGAGCUUCAUCUUUGGGCCGAUUAUCAGCAUGUUUGCCUUCUUACCCACGGCGCGCAGCAACCGCCUGCUCAACAUUGUUGGCCUGGCGGGCACCAAUUACAGCUGCCUCUACUUCUUUAUCAAUGCAUGCAGCAAGGGCAUCGACCACAGCAAGAUCCUCUUGAGCCCACCUAGUGUCCAGCGCUUCUUCACAGGGGCGGCUGUGAUGGCGAGCGGGUCUGGCAGCUUUGCAGCGGUAAUGGAGAUCACAGACAGCAUGAGGCAGAGCCGCAAGAUGGAUCACGCCUUCGUGCUGGCCAUCAUCUGGAUCAUGUUACUGGUCAUUCCUCACACCACAGCCGUCGUGCUGGCUUACCCCCACCAAGCCCUCACACAAGGGAACAUUUACUCCAUCCUGCCGCCCAGCGGCUGGCGGACCGCAUCUGUCUACAUCAUGCUCAUCCACAACAUCGCAGCAUUCACUCUGCAUGUCCAGCCGCUGAUGUUUCUGUGGGAGCGCUUUGUACGAACACAAGGCCUGCCCUACUAUUUUCGCCUGCCCUCUCGGCUCCCAGUCGAUGGGGUGCUCAAUUCGCUCGCCAGCGCUCUGACUGACCCCUCGCUCGCCUUUUUCCUGCCAUGCCUCGCCUUCACCAUGUUCUAUUGGAAGAAGGAGCGCCGCGAGCAGUGCCCCAAGUUCAUUCCUGGCUUCCUGGCGCAGAGGGACUGGAUGCCAAUGUUCGUGAUCAACUUUGCGAUCAUGGUGGUCUUUGCAGUGCUCGGCGGCCUGGAGUUUGCGUAUGCUGUCAAGACACUCGCUGAGGAAAUAAACACCUUCCACUGGUUUGCCAAGUGCUACCAGUGCGCGGGCUCAACUUGA